Messenger RNA from Glycine soja, 1049 nucleotides. RefSeq lists its product as uncharacterized. The record is from RefSeq and is a predicted model, not a curated record. The transcript is spliced from 4 exons. Lineage: Eukaryota; Viridiplantae; Streptophyta; Magnoliopsida; Fabales; Fabaceae. The coding region runs from base 117 to 863 and encodes 248 amino acids.
CUCUUUUCUCCAUGCUCUACUCUCUCUCUCUCUCUCUCUUUAGUUACUUAUUCACUAUACCUUGAUCAUAGCUCAAGGACAAUUUUGAGAGGCUAUCUUGCAAGUCUUUAAUUUCCAUGAUCAUGGGAUACCAAAAGCCUGCAUGGUUGGAAGCUCUUUACACACAAAAGUUCUUCGUGGGGUGCUCUUACCAUGAGAACGCUAAAAAGAAUGAGAAGAAUGUCUGCUGCUUAGAUUGCUGCACCAGUAUUUGUCCUCACUGCUUGCCAUCUCAUCGCUUCCACAGGCUUCUUCAGGUUCGCCGUUACGUUUAUCAUGAUGUUGUUAGGUUGGAAGAUCUUCAGAAACUCAUAGAUUGCUCCAACGUUCAGGCCUAUACCAUCAAUAGUGCCAAGGUGGUGUUCAUCAAGAAGAGACCUCAAAACCGGCAAUUCAAAGGAUCAGGAAACUACUGCACCUCCUGUGAUAGAAGCCUCCAAGAGCCUUUUAUCCAUUGCUCCCUUGGAUGCAAGGUGGAUUUUGUUCUGAAACACUAUAAGGACCUCUCUCCCUACUUGAGAACAUGCAACUCCCUACAGCUAAGCCCUGACUUUUUGAUCCCACAAGAUAUGGGGGAUGAGGAAAUGACUCGUUCUACCGUUGUGGAUUGUGAUGAACCAAUGAGCUCAUCUUCAGGUUCAUCAGGGUCAGAGAAUAACAUGAGCAUGAACAUGGCUUGCACAGAGAUCGUUAGGAAGAGGAGGAGUGGAUGGAGCACUGUUUGUGCAAAAUUCAUGGCCAAUAGCAAUAAGGUUUCUGAUGAAGACAUGGCCAUAAGCAUGAGUAGAAGAAAAGGCAUCCCUCAUAGAUCCCCUCUGUGUUAGCUACAUUACUAAUGAACAAGCACAAGCACCCCCAACAAAGGAAAAAAAAAAAAGAGGAAAAUAAUGGAUUACCACUUACCAGUUUACUAGUACUUCAAUUUUUAUUUUUUUUAAUUACUAUGAUAUGAUGAUAUUUUGACUGAGGUGAAAUGUUCAAAGUUCUCUCUCUCUCUCUUUCUCUCGAAA